Molecule: messenger RNA, 3289 nt
Organism: Colias croceus (clouded yellow)
Lineage: Eukaryota; Metazoa; Arthropoda; Insecta; Lepidoptera; Pieridae
Gene: twf
Product: twinfilin
Exons: 9
Coding region: 164-1195 (343 amino acids)
Biological process (GO): barbed-end actin filament capping; regulation of lamellipodium assembly; positive regulation of neuron projection development
Cellular component (GO): myofibril; cytoplasm; actin filament
Molecular function (GO): actin filament binding; actin monomer binding
Source: RefSeq, a predicted model, not a curated record
GACGGAUACUUAUCUGGAAGGUGGAAACUCAAAAUAUUUUUAGCUAAUUACGAAUGAAAUAUUGAUAGAGCAAACGUUAAGAAUAGUUUUUAUUCAACAUCCAUAAAUCAAGAGCCAAAACCACAUAUUUAAGUCGUGUUAUUGUGUGGAUUAUCUGGACAAAAUGUCCCACCAGACUGGAAUCCAGGCGAAUGAAGAAUUAUUAAAGUUCUUCAGUAAAUGUAGAGAUGGAAAAAUACGUGUUGUUAAAAUCAGCAUUGAGAAUGAGCAAUUAACUUUAUCUACACAUCAACAAGUUAAAGGGACUUGGGAACAGGAUUUUGAUAAAUAUGUCCCUCCAAUGAUUGUGGAUGAUCUUCCUUGUUACAUUUUGUAUAGGUUUGAUUCAACCAAUUCUCUAGGACAUGAAUGGCUCCUCCUUAGUUGGUCUCCCGACAGUGCUCCAGUCAGACACAAGAUGUUAUACGCAUCAACCAAAGCUACAUUGAAGCAAGAGUUUGGUUCCUCGCACAUUAAGGAUGAAAUGCAUGCUACAACUAAGGAUGAAGUAUGCUUGAAAGGAUAUAAAGCACAUCUGAGUGGGGUGGCUGCUCCAGCGCCGCUAACCGACAGAGAAGAGGCCUUGAAGGAAUUGAAUGAGAGUGGGCAGGGUCCCAAUUAUGGUACAGAUGCAAGGCAGUCAACUAUGGGUGGAAUAUCUUUUCCUAUAACAGAAUCAGCAAAACAGGGCAUUCUUGAUCUCCAAAGAGGUUCCUACAAUUAUUUACAAUUUAAAAUAGAUUUAGAAGAAGAACAAAUAUGUCUAGCCAAGGCUGCAAUUAUAACUCUGCCUGAGUUACCUGCUCAGGUGCCGGCCAAUGAAGCCAGAUAUCAUUUGUAUAUAUUCAAACACACACAUGAGGGUGAUCAGCUUGAAAGUAUAGUAUUUAUAUAUUCAAUGCCUGGAUAUACCUGCAGCAUAAAAGAGAGGAUGAUGUACUCCAGUUGCAAGGGACAGUUCCUUGAAUUAAUUGAAAAGAUGGGUGUUGAAGUAACAAAGCGAGUUGGUGUUGAUGAAGGCAAGGAAUUGACUGAAGAAUUUUUAUAUGACGAAAUCCAUCCUAAAGUGAACUUACAUCGUCCAGCAUUUGCCAAACCAAAAGGUCCGCCAAAUAGAGGUGCGAAACGAAUUACUAAAGCUCAGUCCACACAAUAAUAUUAUAUUAUACAAGGAAUAAGACUUCAUAGAAAAAUCUAUGCUUCUUAUUAAUUUAUGAUGAAGUAUAGUGGUACAUUUUUAUGCAAAAUAGUGUUUGGAAAGGUCAUCAAUUUAUUUUUAUUAUUAAUAUACUUUUAAAUAUUUCUCACAUUUGGAUAUUUCUAUUGCGUGUUCGAAAAUAAUAAAGAUUUUUGUUAAUUAUAAUCUUAUAGUCUACAAUAUAGCUCAAUCUUCAAUAGAGUAAUUGCAUGUGACCUUUUAAGAAAACUCAAAAAUAUUUAUUUGAAUUGUAUUCAAACUAUUAUGUAUUUGAUAAAUAUGUUAUUGUUUAAGUUAAAGCUAUUUGUAGAUUUAAGCUAUUUAUUUCUGCAUGACAUGUAUAAUUGUUAAAAUUAUGUGUAUAAAAAGAAAAAAUAUAUACCUAUAUAAAAAUUGUCUUCCUAAUAUUCAAACGAUAAUUGAACAGGCUUUUUUAUUAUUAUUUUCAUAUAAGGUACUAUAAUAUUAUAUAGUACCAAUUAAUAAGUUUGAAAGAUUUUGAUUUUGAAUAAUACAAAAACGGCUCGGUCGCCACAAGGUAGCAUGAAUAAUCCUUAAACUAGGUGCUAAUUAUGUCAGAUGCAUGAAGGUUUUUAUAAAUAUUAUAACGGGUAAAUAUUUGGCACAAAAUAACAGCAAAAAAAUCAACAGGUUAAUUAACUUAACAUUAUAUUAUUUAAUGUAAUAGUCAGAUUUAUUUUAAACUAGCUGUGCCGCGCGGUUUCACCCGCGUGUCUCCGCUCUUGUUAGUCUAACGCCUUUAGUACACCUUUUUUUUUAUAGUGGGGAAAUCUUCCAAAGAUACCCACGGCCCCCGGGGAAGGAGCCGUGGGUUAUGUCGGAUUCUUACCGACUAAAACCCCACUGUGUUCCGUCGAGCCGCUUUAAUGAGGGGGCCGCGGGUAUUUGUUAGAAUUCUUCCGCAACGCCUUUAGUACACCUACGCAUUCGUAUGCGGCAGCGAAUCUCUGCGAAACUACUGCGUAGCGAAAUAUCUGCGGAACGUGGGCGUUAGCGUGAUAAUAUUAUAUCUUAGCCUAUAUUACUCGUGGAUAAUGUAGCUUUCGAAUGGUGAAAGAAUUUUUAAAAUCGGUCCAGUAGUUUAUGAGCCUAUUUAUUAUAAUCAAACAAACAAACAAAGUUUUCCUCUUUAUAAAAUUUGUGUAGAUUUAUUGUGUUAUAAAAUGGAUCGCCUGAUCAAUAGACUACAUUUUAUAUCAUUAUGUUUUACAUGGUAUGUUUUUAAUAUUGCCAAUGUGCAAAAUUCUAAUUCAUAAUAUGUAAUUUAAUUGUGAAUUUCUGUUUUGGAAGAUUAUUAGUUAUUACUUAUAAUUUUAAUAAAGUAUUUUAUAAAAAAGCAAUAUAAUGACCAGUAUUAAUGCUUCAAAAUGUUUCAUUUUCUAUAUUUUAAUUGAUUAAUUAUUACGCUUUUAAAUCAUUCUUUAUUGCAAUUGAAAUUUUUGUCAUUGUUAAUACAAUUUUUAUCAUCUUGUAGACUUUUUUGUACUUGUGUAUUGUGGGGUCAGUCAAUGUCCUAUUAGAUUCUUGCCCAGUUUUAAUAAGUGUUUAAUCAAAUGAAUAAUAAUAAUCAAAUGUAAGAUUAUGGUCUAUUUACAUUCAAUAUUUGAGAUGAAUAUUUUUUUAAGUACAUAUUUGUUGUCGUUUUAAUCUCACCAGAUAAGCUUGUAACUGUGUUUAAAAAUUAAUAAACUGGCUACUCACCUACCUGCAGCAGGGGCAAAAUUGUAAUUGCACCCAAUUGGCUCCUUAAUAAUCGUGAUGUGUAUAGGCAAGCAGGAGCAAUUUAGAGAACACCGAAAUUGAUCUAACCGCCGUGAAACCGAGAUUGUUUCAAUAUUGCCCCUGUGUCAGGUAUGUGAGUAGCCGGCUUUAUAUUAUGAUACCAAGUUUUUCUUUCUUUUUUGUUUUUUCAUUUGAAUGUUACUGUAUUGUAUCAAGUGCUUUUACAUAACUGGAGAUUAAUAUAUGUAAUGUAAUAUAAUUUUGCAUAUUAUAGUCAACAAUAAUUUAAUAAAUGAUUUUUAUAAUGUA